AUGCGGCUCCUCGUGUACUCUCUGCUGGUGUGCAGUGUUCUGUGCGCAGACGGCACCGGAGCCCACGACAUCCCGUUGAAGAGCAGCAUCGGUACAGAGCCGGAGAACGGCUAUGGCACGCCCGGCAUCCUGCAGAGGAUGGAGGAGCGUCUGAUCCAGAUGGCGGCGCGGCUGGAGACGCUCACACACACGGUGGACACGCAGCUGGCGCAGCUGGACAACAGCGUGCUGCAGCUGUACAGGGAGGUGGGCAGCAGUCGGCUGACAGAGACCCUGGCCGAGCUCAGGCAAGCCGCGCUUGCAGCGAAGGCGCCCGCCGCUACCGCCGCCGCCAGCCCGCCCGACCUCGCGGACACCAUCAGCCAGGAGAUCCGCCAGUCGGAGCAGCAGCUGCAGCGACACCAGCACAGCGGCGUCUACACCAUCUUCCCACCCGUAUGCGGCAACGGCGGCGGCAUCCGCGUCUUCUGCGACAUGGAGACGGACGGCGGCGGCUGGACGGUGCUCAUGAGGCGCGCGGACGUUGCCGACCACCAGGACUUCAACAUGGGUUGGCAGAGCUACAAGUGGGGCUUCGGCAACCUCAGCAGCGAGUUCUGGCUGGGCAACGAGUACAUGAGCCUGCUGACCAGCAUGGAUCAGAUGCAGUUACGUGUGGAUCUGAAGGCUUGGGACAACGCCUCCACCUUCUCCACUUAUACUCCCUUCUCCAUCGGCACUGAACAGCAGAAGUACGCAAUCAAAAUUGGCGUGAUUGGCCGUCUCACCACCUGCCAACGUCCGUGA
Pollicipes pollicipes is the source of this 786-nucleotide messenger RNA. Its product is annotated as ryncolin-1-like. The record is from RefSeq and is a predicted model, not a curated record. NCBI's taxonomy places the organism in Eukaryota, Metazoa, Arthropoda, Thecostraca, Pollicipedomorpha, Pollicipedidae. Bases 1 to 786 code for a protein of 261 amino acids. The transcript has 3 exons.